Molecule: messenger RNA, 312 nt
Organism: Pipistrellus nathusii (Nathusius's pipistrelle)
Lineage: Eukaryota; Metazoa; Chordata; Mammalia; Chiroptera; Vespertilionidae
Source: the annotation of a GenBank genome assembly
AUGAAUAGAAGGGAUUUCUCCCAGUUCUCACUGAGGAUUCAAGUGCAGGGCGGCACCCCUGUUAUUUCUGCCCCCACAGCACCACCUGCUGGCCACAGCUCACACCAAAGGAGAAGGGACCCACUAUUCAAUGCUGGUGCCCCAAGAUGGUGUAGCAUCUUCAGGGACCAAAGCAGCUUGAAGUGCAGGCCGUGCUCACAGAGGUUAAGAGCUCGGGCCUGUAAUCUGUCAGGCCCGGUUCGGAACCCAGCUCCAACACUUGUCCUCUGGGCCAGUGCUUACCCUUGUCAAGCCUCACCUUCCCAGCUCUGA